Messenger RNA from Oryctolagus cuniculus (rabbit), 3762 nucleotides. It is a transcript of the gene CDH9, whose product is annotated as cadherin 9. Lineage: Eukaryota; Metazoa; Chordata; Mammalia; Lagomorpha; Leporidae. The record is from RefSeq and is a predicted model, not a curated record. Gene Ontology annotation, biological process: cell morphogenesis; homophilic cell-cell adhesion; adherens junction organization. Gene Ontology annotation, cellular component: catenin complex; adherens junction; plasma membrane. Gene Ontology annotation, molecular function: cadherin binding; calcium ion binding; beta-catenin binding.
UAACCUGCACUAACAACACUGGGUUAUUUUCUCAUAAGGGGGUCUUUGACAAAGCUCUCCUCUCUGAGCCCUCCCACUUAAUUUGCUUGCAAAUCACUGAGCCCAGAGAGGUCUUCAAGUCUCCCACCCCAAACCUGAAGCCCCGCAGCGCCAUCAACGGCAAUAUCUUCCUAUUUGAGGGACGUCUCUUAUUAAUCAGAAACGCUGAAUGGAAACCAAUCAGAUAGAGAGUUCCUUUGGCUUCAGCUCCCUGCCUGUCUGAGUUAAAAGUGAUGCUGGAGAGAGAGGCACACUGAGAUGCAUGAAGAUUCAGCUGCGAAGAUACUAUAAAAAGAGGAGAGAAGGAAUGAGGCGGAAUCAACAACGGAAUUGUCAGUGGUGAGCCGGACUAAACUCAGUUCCAUUGCUAAACAAGGAGAAAGAGACAAUACAUUGAAUUUGACAUCCUGCAGAAGCCACAGAUAAUGAGGACUUAUCAUUGCCUACCAUUAUUCAUCUGGAUGUAUCUGUUCCAUACAGUUGAAACCAUCCCAUUCCAAGACAAGGCUAACAGUCAUUUACCAAGCCAAAGGAUAGUAGGUCUGACAAAAGAUGCUGAUAAAAUGUUGCGUCGCACCAAGCGUGGGUGGAUGUGGAAUCAGUUCUUCUUGUUGGAAGAGUACACUGGUACAGACACACAAUAUGUAGGCAAGCUUCACACUGACCAAGAUAAUGGAGAUGGAAAUUUAAAAUACAUAUUAACAGGAGAUGGGGCUGGCAGUCUGUUCAUUAUAGAUGAAAAUACAGGAGACAUUCAUGCUGCAAAGAAAUUAGACAGAGAAGAAAAAUCCUUGUACAUUCUUCGUGCCAAGGCAAUAGACAGAAAAACUGGGCGGCAGGUGGAGCCAGAAUCUGAAUUUAUCAUUAAAAUCCAUGAUAUCAAUGACAAUGAACCAAAAUUCACAAAAGACUUAUAUACUGCCAGUGUUCCUGAAAUGUCUGGAAUUGGCACAUCUGUUAUACAAGUGACUGCAACGGAUGCAGAUGACGCAAACUACGGAAAUAGUGCCAAAGUGGUCUAUAGCAUACUGCAAGGGCAGCCAUAUUUUUCAGUGGACCCAGAAUCAGGCGUAAUAAAAACUGCAUUACCAGAUAUGAGCAGAGAAAAUCGGGAGCAGUACCAGGUGGUUAUACAGGCCAAAGACAUGGGUGGCCAGAUGGGAGGCCUUUCUGGAACUACCACAGUGAAUAUCACCCUGACGGAUGUGAACAACAAUCCUCCUCGUUUUCCCCAGAGUACAUAUCAAUUUCAUUCUCCUGAGUCUGCCCCUCCCGGAACCCAUCUUGGAAGGAUAAAAGCCAAUGACCCUGACGUGGGAGAAAAUGCUGAGGUGGAAUAUAGCAUAGCUGAAGGAGAAGGAGCAGACAUGUUUGAUGUCAUCACUGACAAGGAUACACAGGAAGGGAUUAUAACUGUCAAACAGAAUUUAGAUUUUGAAAAAAAAAAGUUAUACACUUUAAGAGUGGAUGCAAGUAACACUCACCCUGAUCCACGAUUCUUACAACUGGGACCUUUCAAAGACACAGCCAUGGUCAAGAUAUCAGUGGAAGAUAUAGAUGAGCCUCCUGUGUUCAGUAAACGCUCAUACUUGCUAGAAGUCGAUGAAGAUGUGAAAGAGGGUAGCAUCAUUGGGCAGAUCACAGCAUAUGAUCCAGAUGCCAUGAACAAUUUAAUAAAAUAUUCUGUUGAUCGGCAUACUGAUAUGGACCGAACUUUCAGUAUCCACUCAGAAAAUGGCUCUAUUUUCACCUUGAAGCCCCUUGACCGAGAAUCAUCUCCUUGGCACAACAUUACUAUUACAGCUGCAGAAAUAAAUAACCCAAAACAAAGUAGCCACAUUCCUGUCUUCAUCAGGAUUCUAGAUAUAAAUGACCAUGCUCCGGAAUUUGCCAUGUACUAUGAAACAUUUGUUUGUGAAAAUGCAAAACCUGGGCAGUUGAUUCAGACUGUUAGUGUCAUGGACAAAGAUGACCCACCCCGAGGCCACAAGUUCUUCUUCGAACCAGUGCCAGAAUUUCCGCUCAACCCAAACUUCACCAUUGUAGACAAUAAAGAUAAUACAGCAGGAAUCAUGACUCGAAAAGAUGGGUACAACCGCAACAAAAUGAGCACUUACUUACUGCCAAUUUUGAUCUUUGAUAACGAUUAUCCGAUUCAAAGCAGCACCGGCACACUCACUAUCCGUGUGUGCUCCUGCGACAGCCACGGGAACAUGCAGUCCUGCACGGCCGAAGCCUUGAUCCUCUCCGCGGGCCUAAGCACCGGCGCUCUCGUGGCCAUUUUGCUCUGUGUCCUCAUUCUGCUCGUUUUGGUUGUGCUGUUUGCUGCAUUGAAGAGGCAACGAAAAAAGGAACCUCUGAUAAUAUCCAAGGAUGAUGUCCGAGACAACAUUGUGACCUACAAUGAUGAAGGCGGUGGGGAAGAAGACACUCAAGCUUUUGACAUUGGCACACUGAGGAACCCAGAAGCACGGGAAGACAGUAAACUGAGAAGGGAUGUAAUGCCCGAAACUAUUUUUCAGAUAAGGAGGACUGUGCCUCUGUGGGAAAAUAUUGAUGUACAAGAUUUUAUCCAUCAAAGAUUAAAAGAAAAUGACUCAGAUCCAAGUGCACCUCCUUAUGAUUCACUGGCAUCUUAUGCCUAUGAAGGGAAUGAUUCCAUAGCGGGUUCCCUCAGCUCUUUAGAAUCUCUCACAGCUGAUGGUAACCAGGAUUAUGAUUACCUCAGUGACUGGGGGCCUCGGUUUAAAAAACUGGCUGAUAUGUAUGGGGGUGAUGACAGUGAUCGAGACUAGGAUUGUCCUAUGACUUGAUCAACAUUAGUGGAAGUACUGUCUUUGUUACUAGACUGAGUGGCCUGCAUUCUCUUCCUUGGAGGAAACUUUUCAGAAAUCAAAAUUAAAACAAUACGUAGGUGUUGUCUUAGUAAGGGUUUGCUUAAUCAGUAAGUUUCCGUGAAUGAAUACGAUUGACAUAGAUUAAAAAUUAAUAAUAAUCAAUUCACCCUCUUUGCCUAACAAUCUCGGAAGGAAACAAUAUUAUAUCAAUAAUCCACACAGUACUUAAAAGGCUUUUUGUGCCUUUACUUAGGUAUAAGAACUUUAUAAAUUUUUUCUUAACUUUGAGUCACCUUGACUAUAAAAUUACAUAUUGUGCAACUACUUUGUAAAUUAAUAUGAAUAUUAUAUAUCCCUAAUGAAAUAGGAAUGACUAUUACUGCCAUAUUUAUUUAGUUGAAGAAUGUCUUUGUGUUAAUUCAUUCAUAUUUUUAUAAAUGUAUAUUUAUAUUUUUAUAUUUUUAUGAAAUAAACUAGUAUUUAUAAAACAAACUUCAUUGGAUGUAAUUCCUAUGAACAGUUAUGAUCUCACUUAUAACAGAAUGUUUUGCAUUUUUUAAUGUAAAACAUGAUUUACUCAGGGAAAAUGUAGUUAAGAAAUCACCGCAUGGGAUCUGAAACUAGAACGUACUAGCAUUUUAAAAGAGUUUGGUACAAAUUGUUCUUUUCUUGUUACAAUCACUUAAAUAUUGGAUAAAUGUCUAUUGAACUUCUGAUGUCUGACUACACAUUAAUAAAGUAUGAGACACAUUUGGACUAUCUAACAUUAUAUAUACAUAUAAAUAUAUGUAUUUGUGGAUAAUAAACUUUAAGUUUGAUGCAAGUCUUUACUGUGGGAUCAGCCAGUGGAUUGUAUCUGAGAAUAAAACGUGUGUCAGUAAUGUUA